AUGGCUGGUCUCUAAGGCGGCUGUUUCCGGCACCUGGCCGUGGAUGGCCGGAGAUGGCGGCGAUUAUGUGGGGGGCGGGAGGAUUCGGAGUAGCCGCGGCGAGCGCCUCCCUGAGCGGCGUCAAGGACUGCUUUCUGCACUUGCCGCCUGGGCUGGUUUCCUGUCUCCGUCUGCAGCAGGAUCAAGUUGUGAAAGCUUCUUGGGGGAAUCAGCCUGUAUUCUUGGGUUGGAUGGAAAUUAGACAUUAUCGUCAAACAGAAGAAAACAUUGUUGAAAUAAACAGACAAUUAGCAGAAAAGCUUGGCAUUAAAGAUGGACAACAGAUAUUCCUGGAACCUUGUUCUCAAGUUUUGUCCUGUCAGCAAGUAGAAGUGGAACCAAUUUCAGCAGAUGAUUGGGAAAUACUGGAGCUGCAUGCAUUGUCACUCGAAAGGCAUCUUCUUGAUCAAAUUCGCAUAGUAUUUCCAAAAGCUGUCUUCCCAGUGUGGGUUGAGCAUCAUACUUGUAUCUAUAUCCGGAUUGUUGCACUAAAACCCCCAGCUCUUUAUGGAAGACUUGAACCUCGCACAGAGCUUCUUAUAUGUCCUAAAUUACGGCAGUGUGAAGAAAGUUCCACCAUGUCGUCUUCCCUGAAAAAUGAGAUUGUGCAGGAUGGUGUCCCUGAAACUGAAUUAAAACCAAGGGAAAGAACUGAGGAACCAUGUGCCAAAGAAACACAUUUAAAUAUGCAAUUUCAGCAGCAUAAGCCAAACACAAAGGGAUCACUGAGUACAAAUGUUCUGCCAAACAUUUGGAAUUUACUUGGGAACAUUUUUUUUUAUAAUUCUGAAAAGAAACAGGAGCCUUUUGAUGGAACUGAUGAACUGAAUGCUGCUAAAAGUCAUCUGUUAAAUUUGAUUCAGAUGGAUUCUGUUUUCAGAGUAUGUCAGAGACAGCUUCCCAGCAUGAAAAAUACACUGGAAACAUGUACAUUUCAGAAAUACAACACUAUCUGUGUUUCUCCAUGGAAUCAAACAUUCCCUGUUUUAGAAGCUAAUAUUCAAGUUUCUUAUGGGAAAAUUAGUAAACUACUUUCUCCAAGACAGCAGUUUCAAGAGUUAAAAUAUAAUCUAACAUCAGAGAAACAGAUGGCUAAUACAGAAGACCAAAAGCAAUUCACUUCUAGUAAGAGUCAAGAAUCCAACGAGUUUUCUAUUGUACAAAUAAUAUGGAAUGGAUUUGAGGAUCUAAAGGAUGCCAUAAUGUUCAAUAACAGUGUGGAGCAACUGCAUGUUGGAAGAGUUUGGAUACCUGAAGGGUUGAGAAAGAGGCUACACAUAGAAAUGCAUGCUGCUGUGAGAAUCACAUCAGUUAGUUCAGAUCCUAAAAUUCCAACCUCUCUUAGACUACAGCCUGAAUGUACUUUAAAUAAAGGAAUCAGUGAAGAAGACAUUAAACAUGCAUUUAAUUUGUGGCUAGAGGAUUACAUUAGGUGUCCCUUGAUAACAGCAGAAACAAGCUACAUACAAUUAGCUUUUAAUUUUGGUAAGCAAAGUUCAGCUACAGUUGUGAUUACUGCAUGUUAA
This is a messenger RNA of Python bivittatus (Burmese python), 1565 nucleotides long. The record is from RefSeq and is a predicted model, not a curated record. Lineage: Eukaryota; Metazoa; Chordata; Lepidosauria; Squamata; Pythonidae.